Molecule: messenger RNA, 990 nt
Organism: Penicillium lagena
Lineage: Eukaryota; Fungi; Ascomycota; Eurotiomycetes; Eurotiales; Aspergillaceae
Exons: 1
Coding region: 1-990 (329 amino acids)
Source: RefSeq, a predicted model, not a curated record
AUGAAGGCCUCUUUCUUCGCCGCCAUGGCCGCCAUGGCUACUUCGGUCAUUGCCGCCCCUGUCGCCAACCUUCCCGGCCUGGGCUCCAUCACCAAGAACCUGAACCUGAACAGCAUCACCAAGGACCUGCAGAUUGGUGACAUCACCCAGGAGCUCAACCUGAGCAAGCUGCCCGUCAUCAGCAGCCUCAAGGACCUGACCGAUGCUGCCGAGCAGCAGAAGGCCGGCGGCGUGCCCACCGGUUCCACUGGCCACCUCCUCCAGGACCUGGGCCCUGAGCUCAACAACAUCCUGGUUGUGACCGGCCCCAAGGUCGGCUCCCUCCUGAUCCAGCUGAGCCCCGAGGUGACCGCUCUCCUCACCAGCCUGGGUCUCCCCGGCCUCGGUGCCCCUCUGGGUGCCAUCGUUGCCUCCGCCAGCUCUCUGGGCGGUGUCGUCGCCGGCCUGGGCCCCCACGUCGACGGCCUGGUGACCGUCCUCGGUACUGAUGUCGGUGCUCUGCUGAUCGGUCUGUCCCCCGAGCUUGCUGGUCUCCUCUCCGGCCUUGGUCUCCCCGGUGUCGGCGUCCCCGUCGGCACUGUCGUCGCUACUCUCGGCACCAACCUGAAGCGUGACGGUGCCAGCACCGGCCGUAUCCUCGGUGGCCUCGCCCCCCAGGUCAAGGACACCCUCCUGGUUGUCGGCCCUGACGCCCAGCACCUCCUUGUCGAGCUCUCCCCCGAGGUUGCCGCCCUGGUCUCCGGUCUUGGCCUGGCCUCCGUCGGUGUUCCUCUCGGCACCGUCGUUGCCACCGCUGGCAACGGCGUCGGCAAGCUCAUCGAUGACCUUUCCACCCCCGUCGAGCAGCUCCUCCAGGUUACCGACACCGACGGCAGCCAGCUCCUCGUCAAGCUGUCCCCCGAGGUCGCUGCCCUGGUUGCUGGCCUUGGCCUCCCUGCCCCUGGCGUCUCGGUUGGCGCUGUCGUCGCCACCGUUGGCUCGAACCUGUAA